Molecule: messenger RNA, 10780 nt
Organism: Rhea pennata
Lineage: Eukaryota; Metazoa; Chordata; Aves; Rheiformes; Rheidae
Gene: DENND4C
Product: DENN domain containing 4C
Exons: 33
Coding region: 3-5891 (1962 amino acids)
Biological process (GO): regulation of Rab protein signal transduction
Cellular component (GO): cytoplasmic vesicle
Molecular function (GO): protein binding
Source: RefSeq, a predicted model, not a curated record
CAAUGAGAGCUCCAGAAAUUACUGACCUAACCAUGACAGAAGACAAAAGUCCACGAGUGGCUGACUAUUUUGUAGUAGCAGGGCUCACUGAUACAGAUACCGCAUCUCUCCUGGACCAAGAAAUAAGCCGCCAUGAAACAAAGUCAAUUGAUCCAAAAGCUCCUAUUACAGACAUUGCUGUGAUAAUUAAAUCAGCUGGUGAGACUGUUCCAGAGGGAUACACCUGUAUUGAAGCCACCCCUACAGCCCUUCAAGCAAACUUAAACUAUGGGAGUCUUAAGAGUCCAGAGCUUUUUCUUUGCUACAAGAGAGGCUGGGACAAACCACCUCUUAUUGAUAUUGGAGUUCUGUAUGAAGGGAAGGAACGUGUCAUUUCAGGCUGCGAAGUGAUUCAGGCUACUCCUUAUGGUCGUUGUGCCAAUGUUAACAAUAGUUCAGCUUCUUCUCAACAGAUCUUUAUCACUUAUCGAAGGGCUCCUUCAGUACGACCUCAAAAUUCAUUGGCAGUGACAGAUAUCUGUGUUAUUGUUACCAGCAAAGGAGAAACCCCUCCUCAUACAUUCUGCAAAGUUGAUAAGAAUUUAAAUUGCGGCAUGUGGGGUUCCAGUGUAUACCUUUGUUAUAAGAAGUCUGUGCCAGCUUCUAACUCACUAGCAUAUAAAGCUGGCUUAAUUUUCAGAUACCCUCAGGAGAACUAUGAGUCAUUCCCUUUGUCAGAUUCUGUACCUCUCUUCUGCCUUCCUAUGGGAGCUACUAUUGAGUGCUGGGACCCGCAAACCAAAUAUCCACUACCAGUAUUCUCAACAUUUGUACUGACCUGUUCUUCUGCAGAAAAGGUUUAUGGCGCUGCUAUUCAGUUUUAUGAGCCUUAUUCCCGGGAACUGUUAACAGAAAAGCAACAAUUGCAGCUGGGGCUCCUGACAGCUGUAGAGAGAAAAGUGAUUACUUCCAAGUCUAUCAAUUCUAACAAAUGUAUCUGCCUUCUUUCACAUUGGCCUUUCUUUGAAGCAUUUCGAAAAUUUCUUAUGUUCAUCUACAAACUCUCUGUCUCUGGACCUCAUCCUCUUCCCAUUGAAAAGCACAUAUCUCACUUUAUGCACAAUAUACCUUUCCCUUCACCCCAAAGGCCGAGAAUUCUUGUGCAACUUUCUGUCCAUGAUGCAUUAAUACUGUCUCAGCCAGUUUCUACACCCUUGCCAUUAAGUGGAGCAAACUUUAGCACUCUGCUCAUGAAUCUUGGACCAGAAAACUGUGCUACUCUAUUACUUUUUGUAUUACUAGAAGGCAAGAUCCUCCUCCAUUCUCUUAGACCAGCUGUGUUGACAGGAGUUGCUGAAGCUGUAGUAGCUAUGAUAUUUCCAUUUCAGUGGCAAUGUCCAUACAUCCCCCUCUGUCCUUUGUCUCUGGCCACUGUGCUCAGUGCACCUGUUCCAUUUAUUGUUGGAGUAGAUUCACGAUAUUUUGAUCUGUAUGAUCCACCACAGGAUAUUGUGUGCAUUGACUUAGACACAAACAUGGUGUACAUAUCAGAUGAUAAGAAGAGCACAAACUGGAAACAGUUUCCUAAGAAGCCAUGUAAAAAUCUGCUCAGCACCUUAAAGAAACUGCACCCACAACUGGCAGCAGUUCACAGGAAAACUCAAGAAGGUUCUGCAGUAGAGAUGACUCCCAUUGAGGCAGACUUCUCCUGGCAAAAGAAGAUGACUGAACUUGAGAUGGAGAUCCAGGAAACUUUUCUCCGCUUCAUGGCAUCUAUUUUAAAGGGUUACAGAACAUUCCUCAAGCCAAUCACCCAGGCCCCUUCAAAUAAAGCAACUGCUGCUGAUUCGUUAUUUGAUCAUCAGGGAUUUUUAAAAAGUCGAGACCGUGCCUAUACAAAGUUUUACACGCAUCUCACCAAAACGCAGAUAUUCAGCAGAUUUAUUGAAGAGUGUAGUUUUGUGAGUGACAAAGAUACUGGCUUGGCAUUUUUUGAUGACUGCAUAGAAAAGCUCUUUCCGGAUAAAGGAACAGAAAAAGGAGAGAAGAUUGAUGUAGACUCUGUGGAGGAUGCGCGGUUGAUUGAGCUUGAUGAGUCACAAAAAAGUGAACAUACGGUGUUUAUUAUGCCACCAGAACCUCCCCCUGAUGAUGGACAGGACCGAGCGCCAAAAUACAGCUAUAAGAACUUCCCACGACUAGAUUUCAAGCUCUUUGACAGGCCACAGGAGCUCAAACUGUCUUUCAGCAGACACCCAACUGGAGGCAGCAUUUCAAAUAGUCCAGCACUCAUGGCAAAGAGGACAAAACAGGAGAUAAAAACAGCCCAUAAGUUAGCCAAGAAGUAUUACUCGAGUCCCCCACAAUGGGCUAAAUGUCUCUUCAGUCAUAGUUACAGCUUAUGGUUUAUUUGUCUGCCAGCCUACAUCAGAGUUGCACAUCCCAAGGUUAGAGCACUGCAGCAGGCAUACGAUGUUCUCAUUAAAAUGAGGAAAACUGAUGUGGAGCCACUAGACGAGGUCUGCUAUAGAGUGGUAAUGCAGCUCUGUGGGCUGUGGGGUCAACCUGUUCAAGCUGUGAGAGUCCUCUUUGAAAUGAAAAAUGCUGGAAUAGAGCCAAAUGCCAUCACUUACGGUUAUUACAAUAAGGCAGUUUUAGAAUCUCCUUGGCCUAGCAGUAACCGCAGUGGCAUAUUUCUGUGGACAAAGGUACGAAAUGUAGUCCGUGGCACAGCACAAUUUAGGCAGUGUCUAAAGAAAGCAUCGCAGAACUCACAAGUCGCUGUGAUAUCAGCUCUGCAGAAUACCACAGGUGGAAGUGAUGGGGACAUGGUGAGCCAUGGUAGCGUGGAUAGUUCUAAUGAUGCUAACUGUGGGGAGCACACUCUCUUCGUCAGAGACUUAGUCAGGCUUGAUUCCAUUGGUAAUCACUCUAGCACAGGUGGUCAGUCAGACCAGGGUUAUGGAUCCAAAGAUGAACUCAUAAGGGAUGAUGGAAAUGGUCUUCACGCUACUGAAACACAAGUAGAGAAAGAUACUUUUUCUAAAGUUGAAGAUAUAAUGGGAGAGAUUUGUGGUACAGGAGAGCCUGGUGAAAAGCAACAGCUGAAUAUAGAAACUCACAGUCUAAUGGACCCACCUGCUUGGGGUAACAGUAUUGUGAAAGUUCCAUCUGGCAUUUUUGAUAGCAGCAGAAGGAAAAACAGUGAUGGAACGGGAUCUAGCCCCCUGUUCGUAGCUCAGAAUUCAACUGAAGAUGUCUUUGACAUUUCUACUGAGAAAUCAAGUGAAAAAGGACAGAAGAGGCAGAAGUUCUUUUCAGAGAGAAGUUGCAGUUUCAGCAGUGAAAGCAGAGCAGGAAUGCUGCUGAAAAAAGGCAGUUUGGACUUGCACUCUAGAGAAAUAGCAAUAAUGAUGGGAGCAGAUGCCAAGAUCCUAACAGCAGCUUUAUCUGGGGGUAAAACUUCACCCUGUCAUACUAAUAAAUCCCACAGCUUUGACAGUAUUGGUGACCAGCAAGUUUCUGGUGCAAGUGACACUUACAUUAGUAUGAAUGAGGGUGACUGGGAAUUGGAGCAUAGGUCUUCACCAGUGCUGGAAGAAGCUGGGGAGGGGCAAGAGCAUCUGGAGAAUGGAGGCAAUGAGAAUGUAGCCACAGAGGAAGUCAUAGAUUUCAAGCAGUUAGGUGAGUCCAAAAACCAGAAAACAGAAUCCGAAGAUGCAACAACUAAAAGGAAUAGCUUUUAUGGAGUGGUUAAGCCUGUUGAAAGGGAAGAUGUUGAAGUGGGCUUGGACCCUUUAUCUUUGCUGGCUACUGACAGCCUGCAACCAAGACAUUUGGAACCUGAGGAAAAACUAGUGUCACCAGUUGCAGCACGCAAUUUGGCAGAUGAAAUAGAGAACUACAUGAAUAUGAAGAAUCCCUUGGGUAGCAAGUUUCCCAGCAUGGAACUGCACAAGCCAGUCAGGGAAGCAGAAGCCUCUAGUACGCUUGGUCACUCCCAAGAAAGGAGGUCAAGCCUGCCUUUGGAUCCUGUCCCACCACCUCCUGGGUCUUGCGAAAAUCGGAAGAGUCCUUCUGUCUCCAGAUCCAAAACAUUCACUGGACGACCAAAACAACAGACUCAUCCACGAGUUCAAAAGGAGCGGUCUUCGUCCCUAACAGGACUGGGUCGUUCUUCCCCACAUGGCUCAUUAGGAUCUGUUGUAACAACUCUGUCAAAUCUGAAGUUAGACAAUAUACUGUCUGGACCAAAAAUGGAUGUUCUGAAGUCAGGCAUGAAACAGGCUGCCAAUGUGGCAAGUAAAAUGUGGGGAGCUGUAACCUCGGCAUAUAGUUACUCAGAUGAUGAGGAAGAGAACAAUCGACCAGACUUUACCUUUCCUAUUGGUUUUGAAGAUAAUAUUUUAGAAGAGAGUCUGUCAUCAAGAACAGGAGUUCCAGGGCUAAUCGCAAGUGAGCUUGCGCAAAGCACAACUAGUCUCGGUAGUAGCGGCAGCAGUGGAGAUGUAGGAAGACAGCAUUAUACAGCAGGUGAAGUUUUGUUUCCAAGAAGUACGAAGGUUCUGGAUUCUGAGAAGUCAGAGCACAGCUCUUCCCAUAAUACUAGUUUAUCUAGUAUUUUCCAGAACUAUGCAAUGGAGGUGUUGAUGUCAAGCUGCUCUCAGUGCAGAGCUUGCAGUGCUUUGGUUUAUGAUGAGGAAAUUAUGGCUGGAUGGACAGCAGAUGAUUCAAACUUGAACACCACCUGUCCUUUCUGUAAAAGUACUUUUCUACCUUUACUUCAAGUUGAAUUUAAAGACUUGAGGGGCUCUGCAAGCUUUUUUCUGAAGCAAAGUACCUCUGGAGAUAGUUUACAGAGUGGUAACAUUCCAUUAACCACGGAUCCUGUGGAGCAGAAACUCUUGUCCAGUCCAGCUGUUGCUGAUCUGAUCAGUUUUUCUGAUCACCCACAGUCUAGCCAUACCAUAGUGGAAGAAACUAGCUCUACAGCUGAACAGAGUGACAUUGCAGAAGAACAGAGCAUAGGCCCCAGAACUAUAAAGUCAUCUGCCAAUAAUCCAUCAAAAAAAGGAGCAUCUUUGACGAGGAGCCACAGUGUUGGAGGUCCACUGCAAAACAUUGAUCUCUCCCAGAGACCAUCUCAUGGUGUUUCAACAGUUAGUCUUCCAAAUAGUUUGCAAGAAGUUGUGGAUCCUUUAAGAGAAAGGCCUAACCCUCUUCCUGUUUCUGUACCAUACUUGAGCCCUUUGGUACUGCGUAAAGAGCUUGAAUCAUUGCUGGAAAAUGAGGGAGAGCAAGUAAUUCAUACAUCCAAAUUCAUUAAUCAACAUCCCAUAAUUUUCUGGAACUUAGUGUGGUAUUUCCAACGGUUGGAUCUACCUAGUAACUUACCUGGGCUCAUUCUAACAUCUGAACACUGUAAUGAUGGUGUGCAGCUUCCUUUGACAUCUCUUGCUCAAGAUAGCAAGCUAGUAUAUAUUCAUCUUCUAUGGGACAAUAUUAACCUCCACCAGGAGCCCGGGGAGCCCCUGUAUAUAUCUUGGAGAAAUUUCAAUUCUGUUGAGAAGAGAUCCUCUACAAUGGCAGAAGAUCAGCAGGCAACAAAUGCCUUAUUAGAGAACAUCAAACUAAGUAUUCAACACAAUAAUGUUGUUAAACCAAUCAACCUCCUCCUACAGAAAGUUAAACCUGAUGUCAAACGACAGAGGAGUUUUUACAGAGAAAUCCUUUUCCUGUCUCUGGUCUCUCUUGGAAGAGAGAAUAUUGACAUUGAGGUUUUUGAUAGUAAAUACAGACUUGCACUUAAAUCUCUACCAAUGGAUGUCCUUGAAAAGAUACAGAAAAUAGAUGCUCCACCAAGCAGCAGAGUUGAAUGCUGUAGGAAGUGCUUUGGAGCACCUUUAAUAUGAAAAGGAGAAAAGAAGCUGUUGAACUUCGACAAGAUAAAAGUAGAGGUGAAAAAACUAGUAUGGUGAUGCAUGUUUUCUGAAUCCAAAAAGGAACUGAGCAAGUAACUGGUAACUGAGCAGUCUGUCAGUGGUUUAACGCAACUGCAACAUACCUUGUCUAUCAUCUCAUGAGAAACAGCAUAAAAUAUGUUAAAAUGUUAAUCCAUAUUAUAAUGUAUGUUAUACUAAUAGGAUGAGGUGGUUUCAAUGACCUGUCUGCGUUUUUCCCUGUAUAUACUUUUUUUCAUUCUCCAUAUCCCUUCCCUCUCCUCCACAAAAUAAGAUGGUUCAGAGUGGUGGUGAUUAAGUAGAAGCCUGUAGUUGAUGAUUUUUCCACCAAUUUCUGUGUAUUUUAAUGAAAGACCUUUCCUGCCACAAAAUGUGACCUUUCAGUACUUCUUUAGAGUGACCUUUAGAUAAAGAGAGAUCUCUUGCAUGUAUAUGCAGUAUGUAUUUAUGAUUGUAAGUGUCUGAGUCUUUGGUUGAAAGUUGCAAUGUAAUUGCCUUAGUCAGAUUACACUACCUAAAACUGCUACCCUCCUACUGAUCGUUGUCCCAGUCAGUAUUCUGAAUGAUCUUUGACUGACCUUGCAGCAGAUCCUGCUGUUUUCUCAAGAACAAUGGUAGGCUUUUACACCAAGCAGCUCAGAAUUGGAUACUAAUUAGAUUUUAUUCUAUGUGCCUGUGUAAUUAGUGUUCUUUCAUUGUGCUUUUUGUCUUUUUUUUUUUAAAAAAAACACCCCUCCACGGUCUCACUCUAGCCUGUGAGUUAUGUUGCACUUACAGUCCAAAUUCAAUAUUUCAGUUUUAAGUGUAUUUAUAAAAUGUGGUCUUCAAGUUGUGUAUUCACAUGAAACUGAAGUGCUUUAGUGAAUUAUCUUAAAAGAUUAAUUCAUCUUUAGCUUGCUUCUAAUGAUAAGACAUUUGUUCCCCUUACAUGCUUAACUGACAACAGUAGUUAUAAUUUUGGCAAGAAGAGCCUGGGCUAUGGUUUAAAUAUUUCUGUUAUUAGAGUAAUAUGGUAAGAUUUGUUCCUACUUUUACUGAAAUCUAACUGAGAGGGUUUUCUGAUGGAGUUUUUCCAGGAAAAAAUAGAAAAGAUAAAUAAUUGUGACUUAUUAAAUAAUAAUCCCAAACUAUAAUCCCAUUUGAGUACAAACCUGUUUAUUUCAUACUACUUUAUUAAACUUAAAGAUUCUUAGUCUUAGUCUGAAACAGCUGCCAGCUGAAAGAGCAAAACCAAGCUUCUUUUUUUAUAAGGCUAUGUUUCUAUAAAACAUGCACUAUUUUUCUCCGAAUGUUAUUGCAUUACAGGCUGAUUUCUUUGAUUUUGUCUAAAAGUGCUGUUUUAAGCCAAUUAGCAGAUAAAGCCUGAACAGGCUCUUCAGCCUCUCCUGAUGAAAAUAUUAUGCAUUCUCAAUAGCUAAAAACAAAGAAGCACCUAAUGACUUUUUUCAUUCUUUGGUGUUUAUGCAUGGUUGCUUGCAAGUAUCUGACCUGCAUCACAAUGGAAGAGUAGAACUGUUUUUCUACAAUAUACAGCAUGGUGCUUGGGUUUUUUUUUUUUCAUAUUUUCCUUUCUUGCAUAGUUUACAUGAACAAUUCUGUCCUUUCAAACUAAACAUCUCUCUGAAACAUUAUUCCAAACAAUCUAUUACUUCUACAAAUAAAAAUGGCAUUUUUUCUGUACCAACCUUAAUCACACAGCUGUACAUUUUUUUUUUCCCUCGGGUGUUAAACAGCCAAAACAUACAAUUGACUCAACUUGCAUUGAAUCAAGUCUUAGGUGUUCUUAAAUUCUCCCAUCUCAUAAAUUAUGUAGAAAAUCUGCCCAGUAUCUUAGAUAACUGGUGACAUCCAAAUUCCUUGUACACCUUUGUAAAUAGUAUUAUUAAUUAUAAAAGAUAUUCUGUAAUCAGACCACUUCCAUUUUAAAAACAACUUUCUCUUUGUUGCUGAAAAUACAGAAUAAUCAGACAGUAAGAAGCCAGGGUAGAUUGUAUCACAGUAUGUAGUGCUAAUUACAUGAUAGACUUUCCUGGUAUAUAUACACUAAACCAAAAAAGUCUUGAGACUGAGGCAGAAAGGUACUUGCAUGAAUCCUAAUCAUUCUUGCAGAGAACUAAACUUGCUCUUGCAUACGCGCUUUUCUGUACACUACAAACUAACCUCUAUUCCUAUUGUGUGUACCUGAAUUUCAGAGUGGUGGAGGACAUGGAUGGAAUUAAUUUCAAGUCAUGAAUGUGCCUGCUGUAAUUAACUACUGCUAUUUUAAGAAGUUACAUAAGUGAGAGUUUAUUCUUUUGAAUUUAGAUUUUUUUAAUGCCUAGAUUUUAAUUGCUGAUUGUCUGACUGGUUCUUGAAUGAAAUCAUGAUUCAUAUCAAAAAGGAGACCAGUAACAGUGGUUUAUUUACUAAGUUUUCAUCUGAGAAGUUCCUUUAAAAAAACACAAAAAUUUGAAAUUAAUUAAGAAUUUUCAAAGUUUACUUGCAUGUUGUUGUGUCUUUUUUCAUAUGCAUGAUGGCACUUCCUGUUUCUCUUUUUUUUUUCCUCUACAAACAGAGACUGCAGGUGUUCCUACACAGACAUUCUAAGAUUUUUAGUCUUUCCUUGUUUGAAUGUGCAAAGAACUCUGAGUGUGGCUAAGAAAAGAGACUUUUUUUAAUUUAAAAAAAUAUAUAAAGCUUAGUAUGGCUCUUUAAUAUUCACAUGCCUAAAAAUGUGGCCAAAAAUUAAGAGGAAAUAUUCAAAACUUUUGUGACUGCAUUAUAUUUAUUAUUAUAGCCUCUUUCUACAAAUGAGGCAUUAAAAACAUAAUAAAUUCUUCUCUGCAAAUCAAUAAUACCAUAAACCUCUUGAGUUUCCUAGGAAUGACUUGGUUUCUAAUCCAAAUGCUUCUGAUUUGUUUCAUGCCCCUAGUAAUCCAAAUUGUAAGUUUCUGAUGUGUGAAUGAGCUGGGCAGAAGUGUUGGGGAGAGGAUAUGGGUGAGUUUAGUGUUGAUUCUCAAUGGAAGCAGAAAAAGUAGCAUUUUUCUCAUUUGAGAACCUCUUACUUCCAAAUAUUUGAGUCUGACAUAUAACUCACUAACCAUUAUUAAGUAGGUGGUUCGGUUGUAUGACUUACAGAAAUCUCGUAUGUAAGACUUAAUAGAAUGGUUGAAGAUAAGAAAAUUAAUGGAAUAAAAACCUGCAAUGGGUUGCACGAAGUGAGGGUUCAAACCAAACUGGUUGUAUAUGUGGAGGCAAACAGUUUAUGGAGUAUCAAAAAAGUCCAAGAUGUUAGAAAGUACGUGUUAGAAUAAUAGAGAGAACUUCCCUAACAAUGUUGAAUGGCAGUCAGUUAUGCUGAGAAGACAUAUUUUGCAUCUUUCAUCAAAUUAUGAAAAAACUACUUAUGGCUUGUGUAGUUGUAUGAAAAUAGCUUUUUAUUUUAUUUUUGAGAAUUAAAGAAUAAAUAGGGUCUUAAAAGUUUAAAAUCAGGAGAAGUGGCCAAUUUUUUCUUCAUGCAUAUAUAUAUAUAUUCCAGCACAUUACUAAGAUGUAGUAACUGUAAAUGAGUAUGAAAUCAACCUCAAAAUCUUGUGUGCAAAGAAUAUGUAGGAGACUGAUAUGGCUGCAGUACAGGCACAAUAAGUACUGGCUUUUUCAUGUUGCUAGAAACAUCUGUGUGUUACUUAUAUCCUGUUUUCAUAUUAUAUAACUCAAAUUUAGAGAAUAAAAUUUUAAUGGGAAAAUGUUAUUUAGUAAAUGUGUUUUAAACGAAAUUUGUUUACUUUGCAAAUAGCUUAGUCUUGUUGUAUGUGAAAUGUCAUGUUGGUUAAGCUCAAGUUACAUUGCACUUGUACAUGAGUAGUUAUAUUCCAUUGUAACUGUGAAUUAAUGGCUUUCUGAACUGCCUCAGCUCAAUGAAAGGGGUAUUCUUUUAGUAUACUGCUUUCUUUGAUUAACUGCGAUGUAGAGGCAUAUUUUCAAAGUGUAUAUUAAAUUAGACCAUAUAAACUAUAUUUUAAAACAAAAUUUUAGAAUAAAAUUUAACAAAAUGUUUGUUAAAAAUAACUGAAGAAUCCAACUGGUAGUUUCUCAUUUUAAAACAACUGCAUCAGUGCAGAUAACUUUAUUUUAUUAAAUGGUAAGGAAGUCAUCUUAUUCACAUUAACUAUAAAUUAAAAAAAAAAAAAAUCAUUUAACUAAUCAAACCUUUAAGGUGCCUUCUGUGUAUCUAUUUUUUCCCAUGGGUCUUUUUAGGAAGAAACAAAACACCUGUCUAACUUUUAACAGUUCAGUUUCGGCAUAAUUGGACUCUGUUCUGUUUUUUACUGUGCUGUUUAUUAUGAUGUGUAUGAGGAGAGAAACAGGCUUUUUUUUUUUGUCUUUCAGUCUGCAUCAAUCAAUGGUGCAAAAAAAAGGGACUGUUUGCUGUUCUUAGAAGCAUAUUAAGCUUUUAAGGAGCUAUAGAUAAACUGUAUUUCAAUGGGGAUACAACUGUAUUUCAAUGGGGAUACAACUCUUAAUGGGGAUAAAACUGUUUUAAUGGGGAUACAACUGUACUUUAAUGGGGAUAAAAGGAUGUAGUGUGAAUAAAUUAAGAAUUUAUUAAGUGAGUUGGGAAUUUUUUAUUAAUGCAAUAAAAUUUGCACUGGUUUAGAGAUUGUUUGAACUGUUGAAAGAUGGCAUCCAUUUACUAUGCUUUGAUUAACAAGUAUUUCUCUAUAAAUGUUUUUGUACGUUUGACAAAUAUUUGAAUUUAAAAGGGCACUCUGUGUAUUCUGAAUUUUGAAUAGGCAUCUUAGACUAAGAAACAAUUUUUAAUGUAUUUCCCAAAAUAAAAUACGUACAAAUCCUGUGUGAAA